Molecule: messenger RNA, 777 nt
Organism: Salvia splendens (bonfire salvia)
Lineage: Eukaryota; Viridiplantae; Streptophyta; Magnoliopsida; Lamiales; Lamiaceae
Product: protein MIZU-KUSSEI 1
Exons: 1
Coding region: 1-777 (258 amino acids)
Biological process (GO): hydrotropism
Source: RefSeq, a predicted model, not a curated record
AUGAAUAGUAUUUCCCGAUCAAGCAGCUGCGAGAGCACCCAAAGCACCGCCACCAUCAUCGAUCUGGCCGCCUUCGGCCGCUCCACCUCCUACGUCGACAUCUCCGACCUCGACUACGCCGAGGAGCUCUACCACCGCACCGUCGUCCACGGCGGCCCCACCCCCACCGCCGCCUUCCGCCGCCAAAACUCCGUCGUCUCCUUCCUCCGCUCCCUCCUCUCCCUCAUCCCACUCCCCUCCUCCCUCCUACCCACCUGCACCCGCUCCCCUUCCAUCGCCCCCUCCCUCGGCCGCAAGGUCACCGGAACCCUAUUCGGCAACCGCCGCGGCGCCGUCAGCUUCGCCGUCCAGUACGAUCCGAGAUCCCCGCCGUCCUUCGUCGUGGAGCUGGCGGUGUCGACCGCCGCGCUCGUGAAGGAGAUGUCGGCGGGGAGGCUGCGGAUCGCGCUGGAGUGCGAGAAGCCGGGGCGGCGGGCGGGGGCGCGGCUGUUCGGGGAGCCGGUGUGGAAAAUGUACUGCAACGGGAGGCAGUGUGGGGCCGCGCACGUGCGGGAGUGCAACGAGACGGAUUGGCACGUGCUGAGCACGGUGCAGAGGGUGUCGGUGGGUGCGGGAGUGAUUCCGGUGGUGGAAGAGUGCUACGGGAAGGGGGAGCUGGUGUAUAUGCGGGCCCGGUUCGAGCGGGUCGUGGGGAACCGGGACUCGGAGGCGUUUUAUAUGCUCAACCCGGACGGCAACGGCGGCCCGGAGCUCGGGAUUUUCUUGCUUAGGAUUUGA